Messenger RNA from Synchiropus splendidus (mandarinfish), 3069 nucleotides. RefSeq names its product ubiquilin 4 (gene ubqln4). Gene Ontology annotation, biological process: ubiquitin-dependent protein catabolic process. Gene Ontology annotation, cellular component: cytosol. Lineage: Eukaryota; Metazoa; Chordata; Actinopteri; Syngnathiformes; Callionymidae. The record is from RefSeq and is a predicted model, not a curated record. Gene Ontology annotation, molecular function: polyubiquitin modification-dependent protein binding. The transcript has 11 exons. The coding region runs from base 664 to 2424 and encodes 586 amino acids.
AUAUUUUCUGCGUAUGAGGAUCACAAAAUAACGUUAUUUAUUGAGGGCACGGUCUCAUCUUAUUUGCCGUUAGAAGGCGAAAUACUCGACCUGCUGGUCAAUUAGCGUCAUUACACUGACAUUGCUUAAUAACCAAUAUCAUAACUAGUAUAGACGGCAACUUAAAUUAACAACUAAAAAUUGUAUAUUAUGCCACUCAUCUUUAAAAAAUGCAAAAGAUUAAUCGUUUUUAACUUUGCAUUUGCUGAGUUUUACCUGUUUCUCGUAGUUAUUACCUUGGAUGAGUAAUAACUAAACGUGAUCUUGUAAGGAGAGACGUCUUGGCAAGAAAGAAGGCCCUCAUUUAUUUCUGUUACCAUGGUGCUGUUACUGCAUAAAGGUGAAACAUGACAACAUAUCUAAAGUGGCUGUGGCAAAAGGUUUCAUCUUUAAGCCGCAGUAAACAUCUGCAUAUUUGUAGACAAGGACUGGGUUGGCCCACUGAAUCAGACGUUUAAAACAACCCAAUAAAUGGCAUUUUUUCUAAGCUAAAAGAAAGUGCCGUUUUGACGCACAGGACCCGUUUCUGGAAAGAGUUUUGACCCCUCUCGACCCGGAAGCUGACGCUGCAGGCUGAGCUGUUGUACGGACAGACGACAGACUCGUUCCAUCGGUGGAGUAAAGAUGGCUGAUCAAGGCGCCGCAGAUCCUGGAAAUGACAAUAAUCUGAAAAGCGAAGCCUCGGAGGGCACCACCAUGAAGGUCACGGUGAAAACGCCGAAAGAUAAAGAAGAAAUCGCCAUCGCAGAGAACGCAUCCGUGACCCAGUUUAAAGAAGCAAUUUCCAAGAGAUUCAAGGCCAAGCAGGACCAGUUGGUUUUGAUUUUUGCUGGGAAGAUCCUGAAGGAUGGAGACAGCCUGAGCCAGCACGGAAUCAAAGACGGCCUGACAGUUCAUCUGGUUAUUAAGACAGCAAACAAGGAAGGAGACGGUGGAAGCACCUCAGCCUCUAGUUCAGCCACCGCCCCCAGACCCACAACAGGGUCCCCUAGCACAGCGCCGCCACUCACACAGCCACCCAACCUGCUCUCUGGUUUUGGUGACCUGUCUGGAUUGGCUUCACUUGGGAUGGGCUCCGGGAACUUUAUGGAGCUUCAGCAGCAGAUGCAGAGACAGCUGAUGUCCAACCCAGAGAUGCUCUCACAGAUUAUGGAGAACCCUCUGGUCCAGAACAUGAUGUCCAACCCAGACCUAAUGAGGCAGAUGAUCAUGGCCAACCCCCAGAUGCAGCAGUUGAUGGAGCGCAACCCCGAGAUCUCUCACAUGCUUAACAACCCUGAGCUCAUGAGACAGACUAUGGAACUAGCCAGAAACCCAGCCAUGAUGCAGGAAAUGAUGCGUAACCAAGACCGUGCGCUGAGUAACUUGGAAAGCAUCCCAGGUGGCUACAAUGCCCUGCGGAGGAUGUACACAGAUAUACAGGAGCCCAUGCUCAGUGCUGCCAGGGAACAGUUUGGUAACAACCCGUUUUCAGCUCUUGGUGGUGGCUCUGAGUCCGGUGCUCAGCCGUCACGGACAGAGAACAGGGAGCCUCUGCCUAAUCCAUGGGGACCCCAAGGUUCGACUAACCCCUCUGAGAGUGGUGGAGGCUCUACUGGAAGCACAGCCCCCUCAGCUGGCACCAACGCUUCUGUGUCCAACCCACUGGGUAUCAACCCCGGGGGCCUCGGAAACGUCAUGUUUAACAGUCCAGGCAUGCAGAGUCUACUGCAGCAGAUCUCUGAAAACCCUCAGCUAAUGCAGAACAUGCUAUCAGCCCCGUAUAUGCGCAACAUGAUGCAGUCACUGUCUCAAAACCCAGAUUUGGCUGCACAGGUCAUGAUGAAUAAUCCCUUGUUCGCCGGAAACCCACAGCUACAGGACAUGUUCAGGUCUCGGCUGCCCUUCUUUCUGCAGCAGAUGCAGAAUCCAGAUGCCCUGACAGCAAUGACUAACCCCAGAGCCAUGCAGGCUCUCCUCCAGAUCCAGCAGGGGCUACAGACGCUUCAGACAGAAGCGCCAGGCCUCAUGCCCAGUUUGGUGCCUGGUGGCAUUCCUGGUAUCCCCACUGCAACAGGCAUGACCCCGGAAAACCCUGCCUCCUCACCCAGCAGCGCACCAACAACAGCCACAACAACACCUCCACCACCGCAACAACAACAACAACAACAACAACAACAACCACAACCAAACGCCGCCCAGCAACAGCUCAUGCAACAGAUGCUCCUGAUGUUCGCGGGGGGAAGCGGAGGAGGAACUACAACGAACGUGACCCCAGAGGUUCGGUUCCAGUCGCAGCUGGACCAGCUGAACGCCAUGGGCUUCAUCAACAGAGAGGCCAAUCUUCAGGCCCUCAUCGCCACAGGAGGAGACCUCAAUGCCGCUAUCGAGAGACUGCUGAACUGACAGCCCCCUUAAAAGACCCACAGCGCACACAGACAUACACACACACAAGUACUCGAGCAUCGACAGAGCACCAAGAGAUGUGGUCCCAAAUUUAACCGAAGAAACUUGGGCAGCCUCGGGCUCCAUUUGUCUCCAGGUCAUUCCCAUACUUUGUUUUUGGUCUCAUCACACAUUUGUCCUCAGUGUUUAAGUGGAGACGGACUGCCGACGACCCUCACAGCGUACUACACCACCCUCCCCCCCCUCAGCAACUGUAUUUUACUAUUUAUUUGAAGCGCUUAACAGAUGACGUCAUCCGUUCGGCCCCCAACUUUCAAUUUGUCAUUCCAGGUAAAAGUGCCCAAAACCCUUUGGUCCACUGUGUCUUUUCUCUGAGGCACCACUGCUGUGCCUUCUGUACUCUCCUGCCCUAUCAGAGACAUCUCAGCUAACUCCACGCAGGCAGGUCGCAGCGGCCUCAAUCACGGCCCCUGAGCAAAGUCUCCACAGCGACCUUGUCAUUUGACCUAUUACCAAUGAUCAGAUUGCAUCAGUCAGAAGCAGAUGGUGCUGUCAGGAAUGAUGGUGGAGCUCUCCUUUGAUUUAAUCUGAUUCUCUCUUCAUUUAUAGGUAUAAGAAAGUGAAAAAUAAAAAUAAUGAAAAAUC